UUGUCGGAUACUCUACCGCCAGCCUACAAAGAUGUUGUUGGUCAAAACUCGAGACAUCCCUAUUUGUCACGAUCCGCUGGGUCACGCUUUCUGCUGUCGCGAGGAAAUUCCUCUAAACGGUUCAUGAGACCUCAAACCUCGAUUCCAAACCUUAUGGGCGAACGCUAUCCUAAUGAGCCCUCGAACCCAGAGACAAUCUCAUCUAACCGGAGGACUUUUCCUAGCUUCAUAGCACCGAGUGGUCGGCGUCGGAUGAAUUCGAAUCGGUUCCGUGGCGGUCGGACAGUAGAGGGCAGGAUACGAGUAGGCGGUCGACGUGGCAGAAGUGCUCGUGGUAUCUUUUUUGUUUCGCCAUGGCAAGAAAAUGAAGGCCGAGGCACGUGGGACCAGAGUAGGAAUAGAGGCGGUGAUUGGGCUGGUGGAGGAAGAGGCCUCAGCAGGAUUAGAGGAACGAGAGAGAGUGCAUGGGGAAGAGAAUUUGUUGGUUCAGAUACAGGGGAUUUAGGUGACGAAGGUUUGACUGCGUCUGCAGAUAUACCCCCUUUCCUGUCUCCCAGAGGGAUACCAAUGCCGGAGGCUGCAUUAACAUUAGCUCCUGAGGAUGCGAUUCUUCCAAGUUAUGAAGAAGCCAUGGCUCUGGUCUCUUUGAAUGGUUUAAAAGAGCCUUCUAUGUAA
Molecule: messenger RNA, 675 nt
Organism: Protopolystoma xenopodis
Lineage: Eukaryota; Metazoa; Platyhelminthes; Monogenea; Polystomatidea; Polystomatidae
Source: the annotation of a GenBank genome assembly